AUGGAGAAGAGAGAAACGGUGAAGAUGAUAGUAGUGGCCCUCGCUUCUCUCUCAGCUUUCUCCGUCCACUUCCUCUACCGGAGCCGCUGCCAGCGCCCCCAGACUCGCUGUUAUUUACAAGACGAGACAAAGCCGCAGCACGGAUUCAAGCGAGUGCUGGCCGACAAUUCCUACUCGCCGUUCAAGCAUUUGAGCCUCGACGAUUCCAACGGCGACGGAGGUAAGAAUCUGAAUUCGCAUCCGUACGAGGCGGAGAUCACGGCGCUGUUGGAGAGGGCGCCGAUUGAGCUGAAGAGUGUGACGGAGAAAUUUGAAUCGGAGAUGAUCGAGGCGUGUGUUUGGGUGUUGGAGGAGAUGGUUGAGGUUUUGAGUAAAGAGAAGAUAUUUGGGGUUGAUACUGAGCAGCAUAGCUUGAGGUCAUUUUUGGGAUUUACUGCUUUGAUUUCGACUGAGAAGGAAGAUUAUUUGGUGGACACUAUUGCUCUACAUGAUAGUAUGAGCCUUCUGCGGCCGGUUUUCGCCGAUGCUAGUAUUUGCAAGGUUUUCCAUGGGGCGGACAGUGAUGUUCUCUGGCUGCAAAGGGACUUUCAUAUUUAUGUUGUCAAUAUGUUUGAUACUGCAAAGGCUUGUGAAGUGUUAUCGAAACCGCAGAAAUCAUUGGCUUAUUUACUUGAAACUUACUGUGGAGUUGUCACUAACAAAUUGUUUCAGCGUGAAGACUGGAGACAACGCCCUUUGUCAAUGGAAAUGGUGCAAUAUGCUCGAACAGAUGCACACUACCUGCUUUACAUUGCAGGCCGUUUACUUGCUGAGCUGGAUUUGCUGGAUAAUGAUGCUGAUUCUGGACCCAAUGACAACUCACGUUUUGUUCUCGAGGCUAGUCGGCGUUCAAACAUGAUAUGUUUGCAACUGUACACUAAAGACGUAGAAGCUUCAGCUGGAGAGUCUGCUGCUUCAUCAAUAUUUAGCCGCCAUUUAAAUGGUGAAGUAGGCAUUGCAUCAGCAUCUUAUAAAUUCCAGGGGAUUUGGGGAAAUCUGAGUUCAGUGACUUUAGGCUGGAAUGGUAGUUGUUUUAAGAUAAUCCAAGACAGCUUUGAGAAAUGUAGUCCUCUUAUAUGGGUUCAGGCUCGCAUACAUGAUGAAAGCUUGAGGUAUGUAAUAUCAGAUCAGGCUAUUGUUGCCCUCGCAGAAAAAGCUCCAACUGACCCUGCCUACAUGUUAACCAUCAUUGCAGAAGCUUAUGAUAAUGUGGAUUCAAGUCUCAAUUCUGACCUCUCAUCUCCAUCUCCUGUGGUCUGCAGUCAUGUGGAUGAUUUCCAUUAUCUACUCCAGAACAAAAAAGGCAAUCCUGAUGACUUCUUACCCAUGAUUCUUCAUAACUGCCUGGGCCAAAAAGGGAGUUGCCCACUUUCUGUCUUCAACUAUGCUUUACUGGUUAAUUAUAAGAUGAAAGUGACAGUGGUUGCCAAACAAAAUGGGGUCAGAAAUCGAAAGAAAGUAGGUCGAAUGGCUUCUCGAAAGCUGUUUGUUCAACAAUCCUGCAAAGCUCCAGUUUAUCAUAAUUGCAGGAUCUAUGCAAAUGAUGGGCGUUUGCUUUGUUACUGUGACCGCAGGAAGCUUGAAUGGUAUCUUCACCGGAAUUUGGCUAAACUUGUUGAGGACGUUCCACCUGGUAUUACGCUUCUUUUUUAGCCCAAAGGCCGUCCAGAAGAUGACGGCAAUGAUUUCUACAUUCAAAGUAAGUAAAACAUUUGUGUUGGCUGUGGUGAAAGAAAUCAUUACUUAAGGUACCGAAUUAUUCCAUCAUGCUACAGAAUGCACUUCCCUGAACAUUUGAAAAGCCACCGUUCUCAUGAUAUUGUCCUACUAUGCAUGGACUGUCACGAGAUUGCUCAUGCCGCUGCAGAGAAGUAUAAGAGAAAGAUUGCUGCAGAGUUUGGGAUUCCACUUUUUGUUCGUAUAGUGAUUGAUUCGCAACAAACUCAAUCUUUAUCUGGGAAACCUGUGCCUGUAGCAGACGUUGAGGAGGCAGGUGUAUCUCCUUUACAGUUGCGAACAGCUGCUAUGGCUCUCUUGCGCCAUGGACCAACAAUGCCAUCCAAAUGCCGUGAGGAACUGACAGAGAUUAUUAAGACAUUUUAUGGAGGGAGACAAAUCUCUGAAGAAGAUUUAGAAAAGGCUUUGCUUGUUGGGAUGACACCUCAUGAGAAAAGACGACUUCAGAAGAAAAAAGGGUAUUCUUUUCAACAUUCUAGAGAGAGUACUUCUAUAGAUGCAGAGGAGAAAAGUACUGUUAAUACUUCCACAUCUGCCACUCCGGAUGCUUCAGAAGUUGAUACUGUACAUGCAUCUUUCACCAAUGAUGCCGAAGCAUCUGUGAUAUACCAAGAGGAAGAUGUUUCCACAGUGAAGGAUAUUGAUUUGAGCCCCUCCACUUUAAAUCUGAGGAUUGAUGAAAGAGAAUCUUCCAGCAAUGAGAAAAACAUGAAUUCAGAGAUAACCAAAGUGUUCAACACUACACUUGUUUCUGUUGUAAAUGGUGAUGGUACUAAUGACAGGAAAAAUACACAAAAUGAAUCAGUAAUCGGCCAUUCUACUUCCAAACGUAAUCAUAAAUCAAAACACUCCCUGUUAGGACAUGGUCCACAUGGUAAGCAAGUUGUGGAUCAUCUGUUAAAGGAAUCUGGGGAAGAUGGUAUUAGUCAGUUCUGUCAGCGGUGGAGACAAGUAUUUGUUGAAGCUGUUCAUCCGCAAUUUUUACCUUCCGGCUGGGAUAUUACACACAGUGGUAGGAGGGACUUUGGUGACUUCAGCGUCUACAAUCCAACCAAGAAAGCUUCUGCUGCUACUUAAGAGUUCUUAAGUCAAAUGUUGCACUUGCACAUUCGUGACAACCAUAUUCAAUAGGGAAUUCAUUGCUCUUCCCUUGUA
Messenger RNA from Argentina anserina (silverweed cinquefoil), 2931 nucleotides. RefSeq names its product protein RRP6-like 3. Gene Ontology annotation, molecular function: nucleotide binding; single-stranded RNA binding; 3'-5'-RNA exonuclease activity. Lineage: Eukaryota; Viridiplantae; Streptophyta; Magnoliopsida; Rosales; Rosaceae. The record is from RefSeq and is a predicted model, not a curated record. Gene Ontology annotation, cellular component: nucleolus; nuclear exosome (RNase complex). Gene Ontology annotation, biological process: nuclear polyadenylation-dependent snoRNA catabolic process; poly(A)-dependent snoRNA 3'-end processing; TRAMP-dependent tRNA surveillance pathway.